AUGCAAGUUUUGGGUUGGAUAGGUAAGGUUAUUCUUGGUCUUUGGUUGGUGGUGAAUAGACAAGUGGGAGAGACUGAGGCUGGAGGUGUGUCGAAUAUUGGCCGGUCGACUAAUGCGUGCGACCAGUUUUUGUACCCGGAUAAUCAUCUUAGUGGCGCGUCAAGACCGAAUGCGACGGAAAGAAGGAUUCUGUGCUUCACUACGGAAAUCACUGAUGAUCCUAGUCGUUCUGUAUCAGAAAAUUAUGCCACUAUCAACCAUAUUGUCGAAAAAAGAAGAGGUUUGGGAGAUAAAAUGUGGGGACGCGGGAUUUUAUCUGUUACAAAUGGAAAGGCCUUGCGUGGUUUAAUUGGAACGAAAAGUAAUAAUCCGAAUGAUGUUGAGGCUGAGAAUGCUGCUUGUGAUAAAUUGGCGCGAUCUAUGCCAAGGAUAUCGUCUGAGCUUGUUCAGGCGGCGUGUAGUUCUAAGGUGUUGGAACCUUCAACGUACCAGCAGAUGGUUUUCCCGCCGGCUUGUAAUAGCUGGAAUUCAGCGCAGGGUGUGCUUUGUCCGGAACUGGAAAAUCUGGCUCGGUACUUGCCUGCGGAGGUGGUGUCAGAGGUGACUAAGUCUUUAUCUAUUUCGGCAUAUUCCGAAGCUUCCUUUUAUUGGUCGGCCUAUGAAUGGCUGCGCCUGGCCUGUGCGGAAAAGGCCGUGGAGAAACGAGAGUUCUGUAUGGGUGCAGUCUUUCAAGGUAUUCCCUUAAUCUAUAGUACGCGGCUGAACAUUAUGAUUGCUGCUUAUAAGCGCAAGUACCAGACAUUCGAGGCAUCAAUUAAGAAACGACGGGAUGCGGUUGAUCCUAAUGACACUAAGACUAUGGCCGAGUUGGAGGUAGCCACUAAGCAAAUGGCUGUGAUGACUCUGAUAGAAAGGACUGCUUUGGUGGCCUUGUUAGCUGAGCUAAACGAACUGGUCAACCAGAACAUCAUAAGUACUUCUGGUUGCCAAGUCGUAUCUAAGCUACCUCUAUUGGACGGGGCCGGCACAACUGGAGACAUUCCCACCUUUUCCUUUUCGGUAACUAAUGACGAUAACGUUGAGGUCGACAUGGAUUUGGUCGAAAUCUACUACAAAUACUUGACGACCAAUGACAUCACUACUAUCACUUCCAAAGGUGUUGACAGGCAGUUCUAUCUUGAUGCGGCCCUAAAAGAAAGUCCCCAAAUUAACGAUGUCUAUCAAAAUCUAACCCGACAACAGGCUGAAGUUCUAAAGCACCUGGAAUCCAAAGUUGUAAAACUUAAUUCCGCCGGCCUAUCCUACUACCACACGCAUCCCAUUACUAACGAGUGCCAGGCCAUCAUUGAUGAACGGGUUGCCAAUCUAGCUGCAUACUACAAGGAGAAAUUCCGUUACUACCAGAACAAGGCACUUUUAUACAACAACAUCGCCGCCGAAACUGCCGAAGAUGCCGAAACCCCAAAUCCAAAUCCCACCGUAAGCAAACAAAACACAACUACUCACUAA
Molecule: messenger RNA, 1509 nt
Organism: Nematocida homosporus
Lineage: Eukaryota; Fungi; Microsporidia
Exons: 1
Coding region: 1-1509 (502 amino acids)
Source: RefSeq, a predicted model, not a curated record